CGUCGGGUUGUGGAGUUGCUGGCCCUGGCGGACCCCGCCGACAGCUUUCAUAAGAAGACCGUGAGCGCAGCCGUCGGUGGAGGGGUGGCCUGCGUGGCGGGGGGCAUAGCCACCAUUACCGGCCUCAUCUUGGCCCCCUUCACGUUCGGGACGUCCACCAUCGUGACGGCGGUGGGGAUCAGCGUGGCAACAGCUGGAAGCAUCACCUCAGCAACGGCUAACAUCACAGACGCCGUUCAAUCCAAGAUGGACCGCAAGAAGGUGGAGAAGAUGAUCCAGGACUACCAGAAUGAGAUCGACGACAUCACGGAUUGUCUUGAAUUCAUGCAGAAUCUGACACUUUGUCUGUGGGAAGGAAUUAACACUUUACAGGAAUGGAACUUAAAGGAAUACUUUGAGAGUCUGGCCAACUCGAGGCUCCAGCGCAACAUAAAACACGUGGUGAAGGAAGGAGGACGAACAGGUAAAGCACUCAUGAUAAACACAGAAAAGCUUAUCAGCACGGUGAAAGUUCUGGCCGUGGCUGGAGGUGCUGCUCAAGCUGCCAAGGCCAUCAGCGUCACCACUGGGGUCGUGUCUGCGCUCUUCCUGGCCCUGGACGUCUUCUUUCUCGCAAAAGACUCCAACGAACUGCGCAAAGGCGCCAAGACCAAAUUUGCAUCCAAGAUCCGAGAGGUGUGCUGUGAACUUCAGAAGACCAUGGAUGGGAUUGAAGUGGAAGAAUAUGACAAGCAGGGUGAGGUAGAGGAUGACCAUCAGGAUCCCAUCAAACUGGCUCAGCUGGAGCAAGAACUCGAUCAGUUGGAGGAGAAACUUGAAAGGAUGGUUCACAAAUGAACAACAGUGAAAAAGGAGUGACGCCUACAAAGAAAGGAGUCGAAGAGUCAUCAAUUAAAAGAAAACAAUAAAAAAGGCGUGUAAUAAAACAAAUGUGUGAUCAAUAGCGUGAGACUUAAGACAUACUGUAUAUACAGCCAUCGAAAAAAUGAGGAGACCAUUCCAAUGUUCAUUGAAUCAGCAUUUCUAGAUGUUUUGUGGCCUUCCAGUACAAACUCGGUUGAAUUUCAACUAAAUCAAACCUCAGGAGUGACAUGAGGUCAUGCGACAGCAGUGUGAAAGACUCACACCAUGACAACUGUGAUAUAAAAUAUUAUUAAAAAAUUUUUUUUUUCAAAAUACUUGAUCAAAUAUUCCUGUUGUUUUGCCUAAACGUGAAUACGAACUUGUUUUCUUUGCAGUAUUUGAGGUCUGAAAAAACAGAGAGCAUCUUUUCUGUUAUUUUCACCUGUUUCUCCAGUUUUCAUUUUCUGCAAAUAAACGCAAAUAGAAAAUGCAAAUAUUUGAAAUUUGGGAGAAAUAUUGUUAGUUGUUCACAAAAUAAAACAAAAACGAUAAUUUAUCCUAAACACAUACCUAUAAAUAGUACAUUUUGAAGUGUUGUCUUUUUUUUUCCAUGGCUGUAUAUACAGUUGAAAGAAAAAGUAUGUGAACCCUUUGGGAUUUCUUCAUAAAUUGGUCAUAAAAUGUGUUCUGAUCUUCAUCUAAGUCACAACAAUAGAGAAACACAGUCUGCUUAAACUAAUACCGCACAAACAUUAUACGUUUUCAUGUUUUUAUUGAACACAACAUGUAAACAUUCAUAGUGCAGGGUGGAAAAAGUAUGUCAAACCCUAGGCUAAUGACUUCUCCAAGAGCUAAUUGGAGCCAGGAGUAAGCCAACCUGGGGUCCAAUCAAUGUGAUGAGAUUGGAUGUGUUGAUUAAAGCUGGCCUGUCCAAUAAAAAACACACACCAGUUUUGAGUUUACUAUUCUGAAGAAGCGUUGUCUGAUGUGAACCAUGCCUCGCACAAAAGAGCUCUCAGAAGACCUACGAUCAAGAAUUGUUGACUUACAUAAAGCUGGAAAGGGCUACAAAAGUAUAUCUAAAAGCCUUGAUGUCCAUGUGUCCACGGUGAGACAGAUUGUCUACAAAUGGAGAAAGUUCAGCACUGUUGCUACACUCCAUAGGCGUGGUCGUCCUGUAAAGAUGACUGCAAGAGCACAGCGCAGAAUGCUCAAUGAGGUGAAGAAGAAUCCUAGAAUGUCAGCUAAACACUUACAGAAAUCUCUGGCACAUGCUAACAUUUUUGUUGACAAAUCUACAAUAAGGAAAACAUUAAACAAGAAUGGACUUCAUGGGAGGACACCACGGAGGAAGCCACUGCUGUCCAAAAAAAAACAUUGCAGCACGUUUGAAGUUUGCAAAAGAGCACCUGGAUGUUCCACAGCACUACUGGCAAGACAUUCUGUGGACAGAUGAAACCAAAAUUGAGUUGUUUGGAAAGAACACACAAGCUAUGUUUGGGGAACAAAAGGCACAGCACACCAACAUCAAAACCUCAUCCCAACUGUGAAAUAUGGUGGAGGGGGCAUCAUGGUUUGGGGCUGCUUUGCUGCCUCAGGCCCUGGACGUCAUCGAUGGAAAAAUGAAUUCCAAAGUUUAUCAAGACAUUUUGCAGGAAAACUUAAGACCAUCUGUCUGCCAAAUGAAGCUUAACAGAGGAUGGACGAUGCAACAGGACAACGACCCAAAGCAUAGAAGUAAAUCAACAACAGAAUGGCUUCAACAGAAGAAAAUACGCCUUCUGGAGUGGCCCAGUCAGAGUCCUGACCUCAACCCGAUUGAGAUGCUGUGGCAUGACCUCAAGAGAGCGAUUCACACCAGACAUCCCAAGAAUAUUGCUGAACUGAAACACUUUUGUAAAGAGGAAUGGUCCAAAAUAUCUCCUGACCGUUGUGCAGGUCUGAUCUGCAACUAUAGGAAACGUUUGGUUGAGGUUAUUGCUGCCAAAGGAGGGUCAACCAGUUAUUAAACCCAAAG
Messenger RNA from Triplophysa dalaica, 2860 nucleotides. Its product is annotated as apolipoprotein L3-like. The transcript has 2 exons. Gene Ontology annotation, biological process: lipid transport; lipoprotein metabolic process. Lineage: Eukaryota; Metazoa; Chordata; Actinopteri; Cypriniformes; Nemacheilidae. The annotation marks the transcript as partial. Gene Ontology annotation, molecular function: lipid binding. Gene Ontology annotation, cellular component: membrane; extracellular region. The record is from RefSeq and is a predicted model, not a curated record.